Molecule: messenger RNA, 804 nt
Organism: Sinocyclocheilus rhinocerous
Lineage: Eukaryota; Metazoa; Chordata; Actinopteri; Cypriniformes; Cyprinidae
Product: rho GTPase-activating protein 24-like
Exons: 4
Coding region: 451-771 (106 amino acids)
Source: RefSeq, a predicted model, not a curated record
CCCUCUCAUGUCGCAGUUUUGUUCGUGUGUGUAUCUGCAAGGCUCAUGUAGUGUGUGAGGACUGUCUCAAAAGUGUGUACGCCCCCCGUGGCCGUCCUGAGAGCAAACGGAGGCUGUCGUUUUCCCCCCAGAGACCCCAAUGCAGAUGGUGUGAGCAGUGAGGGGAAAAGUUUAUGACAGCUCUGCUGUUGUCGGUUCGCGGCUGCCCCAUGGAGGCUUUUGAUUUUACGGUUGCAGCUGUAGACUUUUAACCGGUCUGUUUGACUCAGUAAUGCACUUGUAUUGGAAAGAGUCGCGUUCGGGAUUUAAUUUGGGAUCACAGUGAAUCCUGUACCAGUCUGAGUCACGCACUGGAUGUGUUUUGGGUUUUAUUGGAUUUUUUUCCCCCCACUGCAUUUCUGUGGACGUUCUCAGGAUAGCAGUUUUUAAGGAAGGUCUUUGGGUUUGGUCAUGGACGAGCAGGCUGGAAGCGCAGGCAACAGCCCUCAGCACGGCCGCGGAUCGGCCAGGCAGGACGUUCUCCGCUGCGGUUGGCUCCGGAAGCAAGGAGGCUUCGUGAAGACCUGGCACACGCGUUGGUUUGUCCUGCGAGGAGACCAGCUGUACUACUACAAAGAUGAGGACGAGACCAAAGCUUUGGGCACCAUUUCCCUACCUGGCAACAGAGUCACCGAACAUCCCAGCAAUGGGGAGGAAGGCGGAAAGUUCCUAUUUGAAGUCAUCCCAGAGGGUUCAGAUAAAACGCAGAUGUCCCUCUCAUGCGGUGGAUGAUGAAUCACUAAGGAUAGAUGAGUGCUUGAGGAG